Mycena citricolor is the source of this 2068-nucleotide messenger RNA. NCBI's taxonomy places the organism in Eukaryota, Fungi, Basidiomycota, Agaricomycetes, Agaricales, Mycenaceae. The record is from the annotation of a GenBank genome assembly.
CCACUCUACCUUACACCGAAUAACAAUGCCGACUCCCGGAGUCAGAUUCCUCGCCCACCUCCUCGCCCGGUUCGUGGGCCGACCCAUCCUGCUCAUUCUCGCUGUGCACUACGCCGUCAAUCGUUUCACGGGCCUCCGGCUCCGCGCUCCCACGACGAUAUUGCUGACGCUUCUUGCGUACCCGCUGUCGAUGGUGUUUCUCGUGCAGCGCAAGAUGUGGCGGCAGCGGCGGGAGGCGCGGGCGCUCGGCGCGCGGCCGGUUCCUGUGGUCAAAGGGAAGCGCUUCGCGAACUUGGACUUGCUCACCAUGCUGCGCCAUGCCCGGGUGCACGGGUAUCCCGGUGACGGCUUCGCAGAAUGGGUCGAAGAGCUCGGCCCGGUAAUCAACGUGCGAGUGCUCUGGGUGGACAACAUCCUGACGACAAGCCCGGACCACAUCAAGCAGAUUCUGGCCACAGAUUUCAACAACUACGAGAAAGGCGCGUCUGUCGUGUGUCCCGCGGAGGCCGAGCGCAUCUCAUUGCCCAUCAAUUCAUUUGCAGGCGAGCGAUUCCAGCAGGAGAUGAACAGUGUCCUCGGGUCCGGGGUAUUCAACUCCGACGGCGAAAUGUGGAAGUUCCACCGGACGCUUACCCGCCCCUACUUCUCGCGGGAUCGCAUCAGCCACUUCGAGAUCUUCGACGCACACGCAAAUAGCGUCAUAUCCAUCCUCAGAACGCGGCUACGCGCGGGCUACGCGGUCGACUUCCAGGACCUCAUCGGGCGGUUCACGAUGGACUCGGCGACUGAGUUCCUCUUCGGCACGUGCGUAAACUCGUUGCAGGCCGACGUGCCGUUCGCGCACAACGUGGGUGCGUUCCCGCAGCCGUCCGAGGCCGCGCAGGUCGCGAAUGCGUUUCUGGACGCAUUCGCUGCGGCGAUGCACGCGAUUUCCGAGCGCGAGGUCCUUGGGAAUGUGUGGCCGCUGUUCGAGAUGUGGGAGGACAAGACGGCGGCGCCCAUGGCAGUCGUCAGCGCGUUCCUGGAUCCUAUCAUUGAGGCUGCUGUGGAGCGGAAGAGGAUGAAAAAGCAGAUGCGGGGGGCGGGGGAGGCCGUGGAUGGCGAUCAGAAUGAAGAUUCGACGCUUCUCGAUGAGCUUUUGGUAUCCACUGACGAUCCCAAGGUUCUCAAAGACGAAACCUUGAACAUCCUGCUCGCUGGACGCGACACGACAAUGCACGUCACGACGAUGGUCAUCUACUUCCUCUCGAUGUAUCCUGAUGUCUGUGCUCGUUUGCGAGCAGAGGUCCUGGAAUACGUCGGCCCGACGCGGCGGCCGACCUACGAUGACGUUAAGAAUAUGAAGUAUCUCCGUGCCGUGAUCAACGAGUCGAUGCGGCUAUAUCCCUCUGUGCCGUUUAACAUCAGGGAUUCGGUCAACGCGACGACCUGGCCAUCACCCGAUCCAAAUGAAAAACCGCUCUAUAUCCCGGCCCAAACCAAAUGCCCAUACUCCGUAUUCCUGAUGCAUCGCCGCAAAGAUCUGUGGGGCAACGACGCGGAAGAAUUUGACCCCGACCGCUUCAUCGACCCCGCGCGGCUCAAAUCCUCCCUCCUCGCAAACACCUUCGCGUUCCUCCCGUUUAACGCGGGCCCGCGCAUCUGCCUCGGCCAGCAGUUCGCGUACAACGAGAUGUCCUUCGUCCUCGUGCGCCUGCUGCAGGCCUUCGAGAGCUUCGCGCUCGCGGAGGAAGAUGCGUGGGCCCCCGAGGCGCACGUGCCUACUGAGUGGAAGACGGCCAGCCGGGGCACCGCACGACGCAGGGGCACGGAUCGGUUCCGGCCGAAAGUACACCUGACGAUGUAUGCUGCUGAUGGAAUGUGGAUCCGGGCUAAGGAGGCUGCCUCGAAUGAAGAGAAGAAAUAAUUGGAUGCAGAGUGCAGAAUCAGACGAGACGCCCACGAACGAUCACGCAUACUGACGACGGUUCAGCGGGUGAUUGCCGCUUGGGCAGAAUUACCAGUUUUAAAGCACGCCUUGUGGAUGGAUUAUGACCAAGUUCUCAAUCUUAAAUCAUGUCGGAUCGAA